UCUUUGCCCUCAGGGACAGGGCUUAGGUACAAGAUGGCCGCCGCGCGCCCGGACCUCCCGAUUCCGAGCUCACCGACCUGGGAGUCACCAUCCCCGGAGCCACCGGACCUGGUCCUGGUGCCUGAUAGUGGCCGCCCUGCCACACCCCCAGAUGACCUCAUCGAGAUCCAGGUGGUAAAAGUCACAGAUACCACAUCGGUCCCUGAGCCCCCAGAGCCAGGAUCUUUUCAUUGUGCCCUCUGUCCUGCUGCCUUCCGACUAGUCUCAGAGCUGCUGUUUCACGAGCAUGGCCACCUGGCAAGCGUAGAGGGGCUUGGGCAGGGCGGGGACCCUAGCCGUUGUCACGUGUGUGGCCACAGCUGUCCAGGUCCUGCUAGCCUGCGUGCCCAUUACAGCUUGCACACGGGAGAACGGCCUUACCGCUGUCCCCUCUGCCCACGGGCUUUUAAGGCCUUGGCACCUCUGCUCCGGCACCAGCACCGACAUGGGGUGGAGCCAGGUACCUCUGGAAGGCUUCCACCCACAGCAACAACGGGACAGCGGAACUCGAGAGUAGCCCAGGAGAGGUCGGAGGUGGUGAUGGCUGCAGCAGCUGCAGGUGCUAUGGUAGGCAAGCCUUUCGCCUGCAGGUUCUGUGCCAAGCCCUUCCGCCGCUCCUCAGACAUGCGAGACCACGAGCGGGUGCACACAGGGGAGAGACCCUACCACUGUGGCAUCUGUGGCAAAGGCUUCACUCAGUCCUCUGUGCUGAGCGGUCAUGCCCGUAUCCACACAGGCGAGCGCCCCUUCAGAUGCACGCUCUGCGACCGCACUUUCAAUAACUCCUCCAACUUCCGCAAACACCAGCGCACCCACUUUCAUGGACCAGGACCUGGAGUGGGAGAGUCUAGAGGCCAACUGAGAUCAUCUUCAGUGUCCCAACAAUCAGGAAGUAAAUGUGGGACAGAGAACACUACGGAAGAAGGGUGUAGAGAGACCGUGAGGGUGGAUGUGAAGGUUGACCAGUAGGCUGGAAGUAGGAAGCAUAUUGUAGGAAAGGUGGGUGGUCAAAUAGAGGCAGAGGCCAAGGAGAAAUAACGAGCAGUUGAAGUUAGAUGAAAAAGGGAACUUGGUUCUGGUCUCCCAGAAGCCCAUGCUACACUUGAGACUCAGGAAAGAGGUACUUGUGAGUCUAUGGGUGCCCUGAUAUAUCUGAGAAUGCAUAGACAGCUAGACAUGGCAAAGACCUACAAUCCCAGUACACUGGAGGCUGAGGCAGGGGGAUCAUGAGGUCCAGACCAGACCAGGCUGGAAAGCAAGAGUUUAUGUACCACCACCUCUGGUCCAGUGAAAUCUUUUGCCGACCUCAACUGGAUUGCACUGCUCCUGGGAUGCCUACCUUCCAUCUCUAAAGGGAUGCUGGGAUACUGUCCCCUCAAAACCAGAGAGUACCUAAACCACAUCUCUCAGAUGUGAACCUGCUCAUAAAGAUUCACUCUAAGCUCUGCUUACGUCCUCAUCCUACUCCAUAGUGGUUUCUCCUUAACCCACUAAACUCUUCUGGAAACAACUGAGAGCACACACUACAAGCAGGCAAUCACUUGGUAUCCCCUUAAGCCGUAGGCUCAGAGCCUGCAGUCUCCCAUAUCUACAAAGACGUUUCAGAUCUCUGUUCUCCACUCUGAGGUAGACAGCUUCCUGCUUAGUCAUGGGCAAUUCUGAGGCAGCAUUACCUGAUGACAACCUUGGUGAGUUGUAAGAGAUGACACUGUGGUGAGGGGCUAAAAGGACUUGGGAGUUGGAGUAUGGGGCGAGAGUGAGAACUUCCAGUCUGUUCCUAUUAAAAGACUUUCUGAAAGGUUUCUCUGUCAGUCUUGUAUUCCAGUUCUCUGGGUAGUUAUCCAUUUUUCUGGAAUGGCAAGUAACCAGGCUUGGGCUGUCAGGAGAUGGCUAUUUGGUUGUGUCCUAAGAAGCUUUGUGCAUUGAAGGGAUGUUGGAGGUUGGUGUACUUACUCAGAAGGGUCCCCAGUUUUCUCAUAGAGAAGAUGUGUUACUAGUUCAGUCCUUAUUUAUCCAGCAUCCCCAAGAGACCACCCUGGAUGAUGCAUAAUAAAAACUCACCACUUCCUCCAAAGAAAGGAGCUUGCUUCUUCCCAAGACAACAGUGUUUCUGCUUUCUCACAUGGUUCCUUGCCGCUUUCAGCGAGGACUACCAACACAGCGGCAGUGUAGAUAAGUGGUCAGAUUCAAGGAGAGGUGAAAUAUAGCAACUGACACUCUGGCUCAGUGUUCAAUGAGAAGUGGGGGACUGGAAGCUGAAGGAGUUUGUACGCUCCAGCAGAAGAGGGCUGUGGGGCUGGGGACGCACUUCAACUGCUAGAGUGCUUUUCCAGGGCGCAUGGUGUCCUGGUUCAGUCUCCAGCACCACAGAAGCCAGGCAUCAUGGCGCAAGCCCAUUUUCCCUUUGUACAUGGAAACAGGAGGAUCACAAGUCUUUAGUCUUCAGAAAGGGGCUCAUAACGUCCCACCCGUCUCUGAGGAGCUAUAGGCAGUUAAUGGUUGCCUGGAAGGGGACCAUAGUCCUCAGUGGUCUAUCUCCUGUCGAGCUGGCCCUGCUCAGGUAAAUCAGCCUUCCAACCCAUGUUUAUACAUGCAAUCCUGACUAAACACAAUGGGUCACCAAGAAAGGAAAAGACACGAAAAUAAGACAGGCUUGUUGGCAACAAAGGGUUCAGCUAGAGAAGGAGAGGGAUAAGAGUAUAGCGGAGGCUGUGUGGAUAUAAGCAAAGUGUGUGUGUGCACACAUACGUAUACAGAUAUGUGUCAAACUGAGAAUGAAAAUAAAAUUUG
Molecule: messenger RNA, 2829 nt
Organism: Arvicanthis niloticus (Nile rat)
Lineage: Eukaryota; Metazoa; Chordata; Mammalia; Rodentia; Muridae
Source: RefSeq, a predicted model, not a curated record